AUGAAGCAGCUGUGUGCUUUCAAUAUUUCCUUUUGCCUUCUGAGGUUUUCUCUCAUCCUGUGUUGUUUGACCGAACCAAUUUGCUUUUGGAGGAUAAAGAAUAGUGAAGAUAACGAUGGGGAUUGGCAAAGUGAUUGUUGCUUUUACCUUACGACAACGGAUGAACCUGUUGAAGAAAAUUUUUAUAAUUUAAUUUUUGAUCUUAGAACAAGAGCAAGAAAAUAUGAGUUUUAUCUNGUAAUGUUUUUUGCUAUUGACGAGAUCAACAAGAAUCCUUAUCUUUUACCCAAUGUGUCAUUGAUAUUUGACAUCAUUGGAGGUUACUGUCAAGAAUCAUUGGGAAGUCUGGAUCAAGAAUAUACACAAAUGAAUGGAAGUAUAAGUUUUGUUAAUUAUAUUUGUGAAGGAGAUGAUUCCUGUGUUAUAGGCCUUACAGGACCAUCAUGGAAGCCAUCUUUAAAACUGGCAAUUGAUUCUUGGACACCAAAG
Messenger RNA from Mus pahari (shrew mouse), 489 nucleotides. RefSeq names its product vomeronasal type-2 receptor 116-like. Gene Ontology annotation, biological process: G protein-coupled receptor signaling pathway. The annotation marks the transcript as partial. Gene Ontology annotation, cellular component: membrane. Gene Ontology annotation, molecular function: G protein-coupled receptor activity. The transcript has 2 exons. The record is from RefSeq and is a predicted model, not a curated record. NCBI's taxonomy places the organism in Eukaryota, Metazoa, Chordata, Mammalia, Rodentia, Muridae.